CCCAAACCAGCUCCACCGGAACUCGUUACGGAGUAUUAAUUAGGUGGAAAGGCGAGGAAUUUCUGUGUUGCUUAGUCGGGGGUAACUUGGAUUAUUAUUCGGAGCAGCUUGCUUCGGUGAAAUUCGAGCUGUGAUCGAUUGAUUGGAAUAUGCCGCGGUGAUAUAAUAGAUGGAGAUAUGGCUCUGAGAUGGUAGAAAGUGAGUUGCUUUCACAGAAGCUUGAGGUCGGUCAAAGUGGAGGUCAGGUGUCGGGUUUUCGAAGGGAUCCUUCGUUCUCCGGCUGGUUUGAUGAGAAGGGAACACUUCAUUCGCCUGAAUUGGGGGAUGCGAACAAAGUUACCGAAGAUUUGGAUUUUGAAUUGCCUUUCAUUCACCAACGAGAGAGUGAGGUAGCAAAUACAUCGUCAGAGGCUAAAAGACACCACUUUAGUGAUAGCAUUUUGGGAAGAAUGACAGGCGGUGUUGACCUGGGCGAUGUGACUGCAAGGCAUGUAAAAGAGAGUUAUGUGCCUUUUGACGUAGAGGAUGGUUCCCCUAAUGGUCUGAAGCAUUCAGAAUCCACGGGGGAUGAUAGAUGCCUAAGCUACCAUGACCCAUCAAAGCAGCUUUCCCGAAGUCCUUUUUCUGUUUCUGAUGUUCUCAAGACAUUGUUCUUUAUACUUGUUUGGUACACUUUCAGUACAUUUUUGACACUGUAUAAUAAAACUCUUCUAGGUGAUCAUUUAGGAAAGUUCCCUGCCCCCCUACUUAUGAACGCUGUCCACUUUGCAAUGCAAGCUAUUUUAUCAAAUGUUAUAACUUGCAUCUGGUCUGAAAGGUUUCAACCUACUGUACAUAUGUCAUGGAGAGAUUAUUGCUUGAGAGUAGUACCAACAGCUCUUGGCACUGCAUUGGAUGUUAACUUGAGCAAUGAAUCCCUUGUUUUCAUCACUGUUACAUUUGCGACUAUGUGUAAAUCAGCUGCACCAAUAUUCCUACUAUUUUUCGCAUUUGCUUUCAGGCUGGAAUCUCCAAGCCUGAAGCUGUUCGGCAUCAUCUUCAUUAUUUCAAUUGGAAUAUUGUUGACAGUUGCAAAGGAAACUGAAUUUCAGUUUUGGGGGUUCAUCUUAGUUAUGCUAGCUGCUUUUAUGUCGGGAUUUCGAUGGACCAUGACUCAGAUACUACUGCAGAAAGAAACUUAUGGUUUGAAAAAUCCACUUACCUUAAUGAGUUACGUUACUCCAGUGAUGACUUUGUCAACUGCAUUGCUCUCUCUAUUUUUGGAUCCAUGGCAUGAAUUCAGCAAGAGCAAUCACUUCGAUAGUUCAUGGCAUAUAAUCAGAAGUUGUUUACUGAUGCUUUUUGGUGGAUCGUUGGCUUUCUUUAUGGUGUUGACAGAAUUUAUUCUUAUAUCUGUUACUAGUGCUGUAACAGUGACAAUAGCAGGAGUUGUCAAGGAGGCUGUUACCAUUCUGGUCGCUGUGUUUUACUUCCACGACGAAUUCACUUGGAUGAAAGGGACUGGCCUUGCUACAAUUAUGGUUGGUGUCAGCUUGUUCAAUUGGUACAAGUACACCAAAUUACAAAAAGGCCAGUUAAGUGGAGAUGACAUACCUGGUUCCCCGAUUAAUAAUGCCUCCACCAAGUAUGUCAUCCUUGAUGAAAUGGAAGAUCAAGAUGGCCUUUGAGUUUUGAGUACCCAUGCUACUUUGAAUUGCCAACUUGAAUGUGACAUCCAUGAGGAUUCCUACACCGGAAAGCAAAAUGCUCAUUUGCUUCCAACAAAUACACCCAAGUGCCCACUUCCAAGUUCAUGUAUAUCAGUAUAGUAUAUUUGACCUUUUUGUUGGAAAGGUGGUUUGUAUGUUCAAAGCGAAAUACCUUGAGUGGCGAAUAGCCUUUUUGGGAGUGACAUAGACUCAAAAUAUUAAAUUCCCAUGUAUAUCUGUACUUUGAAUCAAAAGAACCUCUCAUUGUCCCACUUCUGUGGCUUUGGGAGUAAUUUUGUGUUUCUUGCUCCACCCGUCCGGAAAGAAUAAGUGAUAUUCAAUUUUUUGGAAAAAAGACACCCCCCCCCCCCCCUUUUUAAUUUGCCUGUAAACCAUCUGCAAAUAAAUUUAAUUUUUAACUUCGGUCUAUUUGUUAAUA
Messenger RNA from Cuscuta epithymum, 2127 nucleotides. The record is from the annotation of a GenBank genome assembly. Lineage: Eukaryota; Viridiplantae; Streptophyta; Magnoliopsida; Solanales; Convolvulaceae.